GAAGACUCGGCAGUGAUGUCAUUUUUAACUAAUUCCUCGCACCGUGCGGGGCGGGGGGAGGUGGGGGGUGGCGAGAGCCGCAUUCACAGAGCGGUGCUCGGGCACCAGCAGCAACGCAGAGCCCCCAAAUGGCUAUCUGAGAGAGCACUCCUCUCUCCGCAGAGCUCCUCCGGCAGGGAGGGGAUUCGGGUUUGGAGGAGCAGAUCCCGGCUGGAUGCCGUCUCCAACCUGGACAGAGAGAGCAAACUGAGUGUGUACUACCAAUCCCCUUGGCCCCUGCAGAGGAACAUCUUUCUCCCCACCACAAGGCCACCGUGUGUGGAGCGGCUGCACCGCCACGCCAGGCAGAGCCUGAGAGCCCCGCCAGCAGAACACCGCUGUGGGGAUCGCAGAGAGCACCGAAUCACCGAGCCGCUGCCUGGAGGGGCCCCGCCACUGCCUUCUUCCCCUGCGAGCUACAAUCAGAGGCGACACGAGAGCCAAGACCGGCCCUUUCCAACUUUUAACAGCACCCGCCCGCCUUCUCCCACUGAGUGUUGCCACAUGGCCCCGUGGAGUAGAAAGUCCCAUCCCCCAGAGAGCGAGGAUUCAGAUGUCAUGUUAGGGCAGAGGCCGAAAAAUCCAAUCCAUAACAUCCCUUCAACACUGGAUAAACAAACCAAUUGGAGCAAAGAACUACCUCUCCCGACUCCAGAGGAGAAAAUGAAACAAGAUGCCCAAGUGGUUUCUUCUUGCAUCAUCCCCAUCAACGUCACUGGGGUCGGGUUCGACAGAGAGGCCAGCAUCCGCUGUUCUCUCGUCCAUUCGCAGUCUGUGCUGCAGCGGAGGCGAAAAUUGAGGAGGAGGAAAACCAUCUCAGGCAUCCCCAGAAGAGUGCACCAAGAAAUAGAUUCCGACGAGUCCCCGGUGGCCAGGGAGCGGAACGUGAUCGUGCACGCAAAUCCCGACCUCUCCGGACCCGUCAACAGGCGGUCGGGGACCAGGGACUCCGAGUGUCAGACGGAGGAGAUCCUCAUCGCGGCCCCGUCCAGGCGGCGGAUCCGCGCUCAGAGGGGCCAGGGCGGGGUCGCCUCCCUCUCCCACUCCGCCGGCAACAUCCCGGUCCUGGCCGACCCCGGCGACCAGGCCUUCGGCGCCCCGGCGACGGGCAGCCGCGCCCGGUCCCGGAGCCUCCCCCGCGAGGGCGCCCGGGAGGGCGACGCGGACCGUGAGGCCGGGGCCGGGGCGCCGGACCUCCGGGAGGAGCCUCUCGCCGGCGGCCGGGAGAGGAGCCCGAAGGCGGGGCAGGCCGGGCCGGCCGGGCGAGGGUCCCCCGAGCCCCCGGCCCCGGGCCUGACCCAUCCCCCGCACCCGCACAGCCCGGAGCACCGGCCGGGCGAGAGGGGCCGGGCCGGGUUGUCCCGCCUGGCCGACUCGGGGAGCUGUGAGAUCUCUUCCAACUCGGACACGUUCGGGAGCCCGAGCCACUCCAUCUCCACGGCCGGGGGCCUCCUCGGCGGCCCCAUGGACCAGAAGGACGACCACCAGUCCUCCAGCGGCAACUGGAGCGGGAGCAGUUCCACGUGCCCCUCCCAGACCUCGGAGACCCUCCCUCCGGCCGCCUCCCCGCCGCUGACCGGCUCUUCGCACUGUGACUCCGAGCUGUCGCUCAACGCGGCCCCUCACGCCAUCGAAGACACCGGCGUCUUCCUGGCGGAGCCGUUCGGCCACCACCUGGAGAAGGCCCGGGGCCACCGGGCCGGCUCGUUCGCCUCCGCCGCGGCGGACCUGCCGGACGGCCCCGACAGCGGCCCCGCCGGCGACGGCGAGUGGGGCUACCUCCGCCACCACCACGACGCCUCCUGCCGCCCGGAUCUCGGCCCCGAGCGGCCCAAGGCGGACAGCUCGGGUUGCCCCGGUUUCGCCGGCGCGGCCGCCUACGAGAGCUUUCUGGAAAGAUCGCCGUCGGACAGGGCCGACGCCGGCUCUCACUUUUCCGUGGACACCGAAGGGUACUAUACCUCCAUGCACUUUGACUGCGGCCUCCGAGGGAACGGUAACUCCGGGUGCCACCCCUAUGCGGCCACUAGCCCGGAGAGCAGCCCGGCCGCCGGGGUCCCCCUCGCCCUCCCGCCUCGCGCCUGGCCGGAUUUCGCCGACUACAGGGGGCCGGGGAGGGCGAGCUUCUCUUUCAAGAAACCAAAGGCCAAGCCAGCCCCACCAAAACGCAGCUCGUCUUUGAGGAAGUCUGACGGGAGCCCAGACGACCCCGAGAAGAAAGAACCAAAGAUCGGCGGUGGGCAGCAGCCGCCUCCCGCUGCCAGGGAGAUGAAGCUGCCUCUCGGCUUCCCCAACGCGCCUUCCAGGACGGAGAGCUCCGGGCCGCCCGGGCCGCGGGCCGAGGGGUCCCCGUUCGACGGGCCGGACGGGCCGCCGGCGGCGUUCAAGGACGAAAGCGCCGAACCGCCGCACUAUGCAGACCUCUGGCUUCUGAACGACUUGAAAACGAAUGACCCGUACAGGUCCCUCUCCAAUUCCAGCACCGCCACGGGUACCACGGUGAUAGAGUGCGUCAAAUCCCCGGAGAGCUCGGAGUCGCAGACCUCCCAGUCCGGCUCCAGGGCCACCUCCCCGUCCCUCCCGUCGGUGGACAACGAGUUCAGGCUCGCCUCCCCGGAGAAGCUGGCCGGCUUGGCCUCCCCCUCCAGCGGCUACUCCAGCCAGUCCGAAACGCCGACGUCCUCGUUUCCCACGGCUUUCUUUUCCGGGCCCCUGUCCCCGGGGGGGAGCAAGCGGAAGCCGAAAGUGCCGGAGAGGAAGUCGUCGCUCCAGCAGCCCUCCGCCAAGGAAGGCAUCGCGGCCUGCGGCAAAGAGCUGGAGCUUCCGAUUAUACCUCCUACCCACCUUGACCUAAGUGCUCUUCACUGCGUCUUGAAUAAACCGUUCCACCCCAGGCACGCGCUGCAGGCUUUGAGUCACAAUAAACAGAGCACACUGGGGGAGACGUUCGGCCCCCACCUCCCCCCGCCCCUCGCCAUCACCCCCACCGUCCUGAGAUCCGUUAAUCUCCGAUCGAUCGGGAAGCCCGAAGAGCCGAACCCGAAAGACGCUCACCCCGAGGACCCUCCCUCCCUCCAGGAAACCACCCUGGCGGUGGCCGCCUUCUCGCCGGACGGAACGGGGCCGCCCGUCUCUAAGAGAUCGCCGUCACGUCGGUACUCUGCGGAAGACGCCGUCCUCUCCUUGAUCGACUCCUAUCCGCUGGAGUUGGGCCACGAGAAGUCACCGUUCGAAAGCCAUCCCUUUGUCCCCGGGAAGCUUCUGUGUGAGCGGGGGAUGGUCACCUCGGGGAGCGGGGGUGUUUUUGAGACCACGAAAGAUGACGCGCCUCCGUUCGGGGAGCCCGUUCCGGGCCCCGAGCCGGAGCGAGACCGCGAUCCUUCCCCCGAGGGGGUCCAGCGGGGCUCUGCCACCUGCCCGGGUGACGCCGACGGUCCGGUGAGGUAUCCCGGGGUGGCGCGAGAUGGAGGUCUGGAGCGAGCGGAAGACCGGCAGAUGUUCUCUGUGGACUGGGAGCCGGGCGUGGAGCCCCCGCCCGGGGUCGACUCCUCCUCCGUGUCCGGCCCUCAUCCCGGAGAAGCAGAAAGGGGCGGCCGGCGUCAGCACCGGCUCGGGCGGAGCCCCCCGUGGGACCGCCUGCCUGGGACCCUCGGCCUCGAACCGGAGGUCGCCGCCGGAGGUUCCCUCGGCGAUCAGCGCGCCCAACUGGAAAACGGCAUUGCUUCAGGUGUUCCAGCCCAAGGUGCCUCCGAGGACCACCUGGGAGAGGAGUCACGGGAAAGCGCAGAGGAGGCUUCGUUAAAAGAAUCUUCGCCAAGUGACGACUCUGUCAUUUCACCGUUCAGUGAAGACUCUCAAGCCGGAGCGGAAGACGUUUUUGUGUCUCCGAACAAACCUCGAACCACUGAGGAUUUAUUUGCGGUCAUUCACAGAUCGAAAAGGAAAGUGCUCGGGAGAAAAGAUUCCGGAGACGGCUCGGUCCGGAAUAAGUCGAGAGGGUCCCCCGGCAGCGGCGUCUCCCCCACGUCCUCCGGCGGCGCCCCACCGCCGCUGUCCAGCAGCCAGAGAUCCCCAGGCCUCAUCUACCGAAAUGCCAAAAAAUCCAACACGUCCAACGAGGAGUUCAAACUCUUGCUUCUCAAGAAGGGGAGCCGCUCGGACUCGAGCUACCGCAUGUCGGCCGCCGAGAUCCUGAAGAGCCCCAUUUCGCCCAAGCCCCCCGGGGAGGUGGGGGCCGACGCCCCGCCGGCGGCCGACGCCCCUCCCCAGGGGUCGCCCGUCACGGACGCGGCCUCUCCCUUCUCCCCGUGCUCCCCGAGAGUCAACGCGGAGGGCUUCGCCUCCAAGGCCUUCGCCGGGUCGGCCUCGUCGAGGGUCGGGCGUUCCAGGGCACCCCCCGCAGCCAGCAGCAGCCGGUAUAGCGUCCGCUGCAGGCUCUACAGCACCCCCAUGCAAGCCAUCUCGGAGGGAGAGACGGAGAACUCCGACGGCAGCCCCCACGACGACAGGUCCUCCCGGAGCCCGACAUAGGCCGCUGGGCCGGGGCCGUGGAGCCGCCCGGGGCCGGGGGUGGUCGUCGAGGCCGGCGUCUCCUCAGAGCCGACGCUCUCCCCCGUUCUUCAGCUGCGGGUCGGUCCGUCCCCAUCUCGUCCCCGCCGGUGGCGAUCUCACAGGUGUCCGUCUAGUUUUCUGAGGAGGCCCUCUUCAGAGCCCCCCGGGAGGAGGGAAAAGACGCUCUCUCGCCGCUAGCGCUUCCCUCGGCUGAAAUGAAACGACUCUUAAGGAUCGGUAUUUUUCUACGUUAAAAUGAACUGAAACCAAAUUUAGAACAAAUGGAGUAAAAACACUUGUAAAUACCAUAUUUUUGAUACGAGUUUGUAAAUAGAAAUGGGAGAGAAAAGCAGACGCCUGGCCAAUUAUUUACUGCGUACCGACUCUGUUUAUAGAAGACGAAAGAAAUAAAGGGUAAUCUGUAUUCUGUGAAUACCAUUUUCGUAUCGGGCCGCGUACUUGAUUAAACGUCCACCAACACGGCUUUCGGAAGAAUAAUCGAGGCUCAGAUCCGAAUAUCAAACGGUGGAAAGGAAAAACGGAACAUCGCUGCUUGAAAUGCGGAGGUGAAUCUAAAUCUUUUCAAUCUUGACCUGAUAUUUUUCUGGCAAACUUCAGCACCAAAUAUACCAGUAGCCAGCGUAGCUGUGAUUUGCCCUGUGGGAAUUGUCCAGGAUCCGUCCAUCAAGCAGUCGAUAGUAUUUAUUGAGCGCCUACGGUGUGCAGAGCACUGACUGAGCGCUUGGGAGAAUCCACUAGAGUUAGUGUAGACGCGGUCUCCGCCCUCAGAGCUUAUAAUCUAGCGGGGGAGACGGACCUUAAAUAAAGUAUAGAUGAAGAGCACUGACGGAAUUGCAGCAUGACUUCAAUAUUUUUGUUUAAUGAAGAAAAAAAGACUAUCAUUCUCUAUAUAAAGCCCUAAGAAGCAGCAUUUGACAAUAUCCUUUACUCCUUAUUUACCGUGGAUUGCUUUAAAAGAGAAUGGAUAGGAGGAAAUAGUUUUGGGGGUGUUUUUUUGGUUUUUUCGGUCCUAUCUUAUAUUAGGCUACUGGAGUACGCACAGUCCUAAUCGAAUGACUUUAAACUCUUGAAACCUGUUAGAAGAUUAGUUCCAGUCCUUAAACUAACAGAAUAAAUUGUUAAGCAUGCAACGGGGGCCGCGGAUCCAACGGUAAAUAUCUGCGAUGAGUUUUCAGUGAAGCUUUCUCUCUGUGCUGAUGAAAUUCAUGCUACCUAAAUAUUAUUAACAGAAAUGACACUGUGAAAACUGUAGCUGGGGAAGUAGGUGUGUAUAUGCAUAUUAUUUAUAGUCUUUGUUAUGCUGGGAAUGGGCACAGCUCUGGUUCACAAUGCUUUUGACUGGUUUUACUAGAACUGCUUGGCAGGGGGCAGGGAGGGGCAAGGGGAGGGGAAAGGAAGCGGGUCAGAGUCGACGCUCUGAUAAAUACGAAGGCAGGGAAGCAAACGCUGAAUUACUUGAAAUUACUUGAAUUUUCUCGUCUUAAAAGAAGACGUAGUUAUGCGUUCAGAUCCGCCAGCGGCAUCGCGCCACUCGUGUGAGUGCAGAGGCCAGGUCUGAAACAGUUGGUCCGAAUGCAAGUGGCGACCGUUACGGAAAAUCUGCUUUGGAAGGCGGGAGGGUUCAGUGCCGGGGACGGAUUGAGGAGGAGGAAGAGGCCCGCGGUGAGGCGAGAUCGGAUUAGGGGAGAGAAGGAACGUACUUCAGGCGUAAAGGAGUCAAAAGAGGAGCUCGUUUCAAGUAUAAAUAGAUGGUAGUAGGGCAAGUGGGAGGUGUGAAAGGGGUUUUUAUUGCUUCGGGGUUUUUUCAAGCAACGCAUAAGGCAGAGGACUUCGAAAUGGAAGGCGAGUAAUGAUUUCGAGAGGAUUGGGCUUUUCACAUUUUUAAUGGGACGGACAGGAGCAAUUCGGAGAGAAAAUCGGAAUGUCGUCUUGGAAGAAAAGGAAAAAAUUGACUCAAUCACUAUCAAAAUGUGAUGGAGGGUGGCUCGCUCGCUCUCCUUGCGUGUGGGAUGAAUGGGCAAAGAAUAGUCAGGUUGAGAGUGUGGGUUUGGGGGAAGGGGAAUGAAUUGGCGUAAUGGCGCGAAAAUCUUUUUUAGAAAAGCCUUUAUCAGAAGAGAAACCGGACGGGGGAACGUGCCAGUUAAGAAAACUGGCGUGGUUUGACACCACACUGAGGAAAUAAAUCAGCUAGCCGGAUGUUUGGAAAAGCACACAGUUGGCCCAGAUGAAACUGAGGUUUUGGGACAAAUUUGAUAGGUUGACACGAUCAGCCAUUGCAGUCAUCAGAGGGCCAUUUUUUAUACUGUUUCUAACAGUGGUAAAUUGACCGCAUGGUGAUUUUGCUUUAAGAAGCGUGUAACGCGUGCUCUAAAAUUAUUCUAAAUCGUAGAGAGAAAACACGUGGCUCGACUUGAAUGAAAUGGCACCUUUUUUAUUACCGACAUGAAUUUAAUUUGAGAAAAGCUCCAUAUAUAUUUUAAGACAACCACAUUGACCCGAAAUGUGAGGCAAUAAAAUCCUUCUAAAUGUAACGAUCACCGAACUUACACUUAGAACAUAGUUUUACUUAUUUUGUUUAAAGUGAGAGUCUAUGACAAAGUUUCUCUAUUUUAUAUUUAGCAGAUUUAAAAAGAGAAAAAAAAUACCCAAAUAGAGAUGGAUUGUAAAUCCGCUAUGGAAAAGAAUGUUCAGAAUUUAAAUAUGUUGCUGAGCGGUGGGGCGGGGGGAAAUUUAAAAAAAAGUAGGAUAUCUUUAAAGAUCUAAAGCCUUUACAUGGUUUUAAAGCACUCGAGAUUGAGAUUUAGGACUAAUGUUAUCCAUCCUGCCAUGUUGAGGCAGGGUAGCAAACAUUAGGGAAUCUGAGUUGCAUCGUUUCCAGCUUUCGUUCUGUUUGCACUGAUGUUCUGAAGAUGAUUUUUGAAAUUUAUGCAACUGUUUCUAGGUUCUGGGUUGGGGAAGAGAAAUACACCUUUCUCCCGCCCGCCCCCCCUCCACCCUUACUUUUGAUUCUGCAUUGUGAUUUUUCUUUUCUUUUUUGGCUGAGUAUAGGACACGGAAUAGUUGUAGCAAAUAAAGCAUACCUUACGUUUGCUUUUGCCAAAGGUCAGUGACGGGGUCUAUUUGCUGCAGUAGUGGCAGAUUUAGAGAAGUGGGUUAUGACUCAAAGAUUAAAAAAAAAUUAAGAAGGUUACAGUGUAACUAUUUCGGUACUCAAACCAGUUCAUGCUGGCAGAAAAGACAAUGGUUUAUGGACUUGCAUCCAUUUUGUAUUUUUGUAAUAUUUGUAAAUAUGAACUUUUUAAAUUGUUGCAGAGAUGGUUUCUUUUUGUAAAAUGUUUUCAAAGUUUACAUUCAAUCCAAGCCUUUGUAUAUUUUAGAGCUGUGCAACACUUUAAGUCUUGUAUUUAUUUUUAGUAAAAACGGUGACAGUUUCAUUGUGAACCCCUCUCAAAAAUGUGUCAGAAAAGUUUGAUUACCUAGAAAGUGUGUAUAGAAACUGCAAAUAAACGUGACCGCAAUUAAAUAACCACCUUUUCUCUUC
Molecule: messenger RNA, 8152 nt
Organism: Ornithorhynchus anatinus (platypus)
Lineage: Eukaryota; Metazoa; Chordata; Mammalia; Monotremata; Ornithorhynchidae
Gene: NHS
Product: NHS actin remodeling regulator
Exons: 9
Coding region: 16-4569 (1517 amino acids)
Biological process (GO): lens development in camera-type eye; cell differentiation
Source: RefSeq, a predicted model, not a curated record